This is a messenger RNA of Aspergillus puulaauensis, 2070 nucleotides long. RefSeq lists its product as uncharacterized. The record is from RefSeq and is a predicted model, not a curated record. Gene Ontology annotation, cellular component: plasma membrane; fungal-type vacuole. Gene Ontology annotation, biological process: borate transport; monoatomic anion transport; transmembrane transport. The coding region runs from base 1 to 2070 and encodes 689 amino acids. The transcript is spliced from 3 exons. NCBI's taxonomy places the organism in Eukaryota, Fungi, Ascomycota, Eurotiomycetes, Eurotiales, Aspergillaceae. Gene Ontology annotation, molecular function: solute:inorganic anion antiporter activity; borate efflux transmembrane transporter activity.
AUGCCGUUGAUAUCUGCCUUUCGUCCUCGCUCAACUCGGGUCACUUCCCUUCCUUCUAGAUCGGAACCGAGACAACGACGAGGCCGGAAGCUCAGUAUUGCCCAUGAGAAUGAUCAAGAAACCGAGAGAGAUGAUGCUCACUCCAUCAUUACCCCCUCGAAACACACCCCCAAAGCCUUCCGCGCAUUCAAAGGAACUGUGGCAUCCGGAGGGCCCCUGCGUCCAUUCCGGCUCAUCAAGCAAGAUAUUUUGAAUCUUCGCCGCCGCUAUACAUCCGACUGGACCGUAUUCAACCAAUUGAUUCUUGCAAGCGCUGUUUAUGUCUUCUUCACGAAUCUUCUUCCCGGCAUCACUUUUGCUAGCGACCUGUACGUCCUGACCGGCAAGAGUUAUGGAGCAAUUGAAGUAGUGCUGAGCACCGGGCUCUGUGGGAUGAUAUUCUCCUUCUUCUCUAUUCAACCAUUGACCAUUCUCGGGGUGACUGGGCCCUUCGCAGUUCUUGCCGAGAACAUUUAUCAACUAUGUCGCGAUGAGUUUGAGAUACCGUUUUUACCAUUUAUGGCCUGGUCUCUCAUCCACGCAGCAUGGCUGCACUACCUGCUCGCUAUCACUAAUGCGCAUGACUGGACUAUGCGUUACGUGACAACAUUUACUACCGAGAUAUUCUCCCUUUUGAAUAGUAUCAUCUACUUCCAUAAGGCAAUUCAAGAGUUGGAGAGAGCCCAUGAAGCACUCACAUUUGCGGCUUUUCUUUAUGCUGUCAUCGGUGCCGUAGGAACAAUGCUACUCGCAAUUUUCCUCUCUACCGCAGAAAGCUGGAAACCUUUAUUUCACCGAUAUGUGCGCAUGGGCCUAUCCGAGUAUGCGGCGGCGAUCUCCAUCAUUAUAUUCAUCGGCUUGCCACAUGUUGGCGAACUCGCCAAUUUGGACAAAAUGACUCUUCCUAUCAGCACGUCAUUCAAGCCAUCCUCUCCAGAUCGAGCCAUAUUCGUUGUGGAGUUUUGGGAGCUACCAGCCCGGUGGGCGUUUGCUGCUAUCAUUCCUGGUAUCAUUAUUACCGUCCUUUUCUUUUUCGAUCACGAGGUGAGCUCAAUUAUUUGUACAAUUGAUCGUUACGGGACACAGAAGCCAGGCGGAUUUUCCUGGGAUAUUGUUCUCCUAGGCACUACGACAGCUUUGUGUGGGAUUUUGGGCAUCCCUCCGGCCAACGGGCUCCUUCCUCAAGCGCCUCUCCAUUCUGAAUCGCUGAUGCAUAUAGAGAAUGAACAGCGCACCGUGAUUGUAGAUGGAGAGGAGAAGGUCGAAACAUACGAAGUCAAGCGUGUCUAUGAACAACGCUGGUCAGCCUCCCUUCACGCUGGGGCAAUCCUUUGUUUUGUUAGCCCUCCCUUGAUGAAGGUCCUUGGCUUGACACCUACCAGCGUUCUCGCUGGGCUGUUCCUGUUCAUGGGCGAGCAAAGCCUGGCCGUUAAUCCGAUUUUAUACCGGGCAUUCUACCUCCUCACGCCGCCAGCUGAACUGCCACCUCUCCCAUCUGUACUCGCAAAGAAAGAAAACCCCAGUAACUCCGAUACCACCACGAGCACCAACCAACGUCCAUCAUACGUUCCAGUCCAUAUUUACACGAUCCUGCAGAUAAUAACCACAGUAGCGAUAUUCAUCCUCACGCUAACUCGAGGCGCACCGGUCUUCCCAAUUUUAAUCGUAGCCCUGGUACCGUUCCGCCUCUUACUCAUGAAGCGAUGGUGGCCACGAGAAGUUCUUCGAUUUGUGGAUGCAUGGGCAUGCAAAGAAGGCACCCCUGAAGAUGACGAAGACGCCGAAGCCAAAGAGAACGAGGCCGUACGCGGACCCGGGCCCGGUUCUAGUAACAGUCCUAUUCCUGGGGGAGUAUUCUCGGCUGAUGUGCAGAAUUCCCACGGGUCUGCUACUGUUGCGGAUGUACCUACAACUCAUACCAGACCAUUAAGAAAUGUCGAUGAGACCCGGUUGGAUUGGGUAGAGCUUGACGAGAUUCGACCACAUAUGGAUGAGGAGUCGGGGAGAGGGGCUCGUUUGAUAGAUAGAUGA